AUGAGCGAGUCGGAGAAGGUGCAGACGCAGACUGUCGAGUCCAAGUCCGACCCACCGAGAACUAACCCACUUCUUCCUCAUCAGACCGCCGCCGACUAUCUCGACCCCACAAACGAGCCAGAGCCGUCGGAAGAGACCGGCCUGGGCACGCACUUCGGCAGCACUUUCGACCCGAACAUGAAGAAAGAAGCGCCCAAGCAGCCAGAAACGGCCAAGUCGGCAAAGGAAAAGCUCGCCACCACGUCUUCCACCAUGACCACUGCCCAGCUACAGCAAGCGGCUACCGAGGGCGAUCCAAACAACUUGAUGCAGACCAAGAGAUAG
Messenger RNA from Pseudocercospora fijiensis CIRAD86, 324 nucleotides. RefSeq lists its product as uncharacterized. Lineage: Eukaryota; Fungi; Ascomycota; Dothideomycetes; Mycosphaerellales; Mycosphaerellaceae. The record is from RefSeq and is a predicted model, not a curated record. The transcript has 2 exons. Bases 1 to 324 code for a protein of 107 amino acids.